AUGAAAACAAAUAAAGCAGCAAACACAAUUGCUCAUAUCAAAUCCAAAAACAACCACCACUGCCCAUUCAAUUCAACAACCAUUGUUCAUACCAACUCAUACCAAUUCACCACUUCAUCAUACCCAAGUUCAAAAGAAGCCAAAAGAUCAAAAGAAGCCACCAACAUAUGCUACAUGCAUUGUUCACAGCACACCCAAGUUCCAAAACAAGACAUAAGUAACUCACACUCAUUUGGGAUUGAGGCUGGGAUUGAGGCUGACUUGCAGGUGGGAACUCAUCUCCUUGAGUCAACUCCUCAGCUUCAGCUUCAGCUUCCAUGUCAAAGGCACCAUCUUGAAGUCCACUUUCAGCCAGCUUCUUCCACUCACAGGCCCCUCCACACACUCUUCUGCCUCAACAUAUUCUUCAAAAAGGAUAUCAUCAAAACCACUGUCAGUGUCCCUACUUGCACAAAAGUCCUCAUCCACAGAUUGGUCACCCUCAUCCUCAAGCACACUCAUAUCUCCAUCACCUGCAGGCACACUCCUUUCACCAUCACCUACAGGAACACCCCCAUCACCUACAACAACACCUCCAUCACCUACAGAAACACCCCCAUCACCUACACUCAUAUUUCCUGUUUUCUCAGCAACUAA
Messenger RNA from Striga asiatica, 636 nucleotides. The record is from the annotation of a GenBank genome assembly. Lineage: Eukaryota; Viridiplantae; Streptophyta; Magnoliopsida; Lamiales; Orobanchaceae.